CAAGCAUAUUACCAAAUUUACUUAUCAAUAACAAAAGAAAACUCUUCUUCAACAGUUUUGUUGUGCUUGUUGUUCAGCCGGGAAUUCUUGGAUGGCUCCUUUCACUUUGUUUAUUUCAUUUCUUCUCACUAAUCUUGCUGUUCUUCACUCUGCUGAAGAAGAGAAAAUCCACACAAGUUGUUCCCCCUACUACUUUUGUAAUGAUCAAAUAGGCAGCAUCUCUUUCCCUUUCAGAUAUAAGGAACAUCCUCGUGAAUGCGGAUUGUAUUCUGUUGAUUGUUCUGAACCUCCGAAGAUCCAACUCAAAGAGGGAGGAUACUGGCAUGAAUUUGAAAGCUUAUCUCUGUCGAAUAAGAUCAUCUCGAUCAAUGACAAAGAGCUUCAGCAGCGACUGGAAAGAGAUUCCUGCGAUGAUGAAAGCCUCGACUAUUUAAGUCUUCCCGGCCCUUCUCCAAUAUCUGAUGUGUCCACCCCAUCCAAUCUCACCCUGUUCAAAUGCAGCAACACGCCGAACCCAACUAAUCCGGAUCUUGAACUCUGCUGCAGAGGUGCUUCCCAUACCUAUUAUUAUAAUUCUUCCAAUCAGACACCAAUACCUCCUCCGCUGUGUUCAGUUGUUCAGCUCCCCCGUCUUCCGGGUUGGUAUCCUUUGAAUCAACAUCACUCUAACCUCACUGUUAACUUCACCGUUCAAGUGACAGUAUCCAAAAAAUGUUCUAAAUGCUAUGAUAGAGGAGGCAUAUGCCUGGCACACGAGGGAGAAUCUGAUUGUUCAGUCGCACUAAAAGGAGGUCAGAUAUGGAGAUUGAAGCUAGGACUAGCAGGUGCAGUGGCUGGCAUUGUGGCUCUAGUGGUUAUUUCUUGCUGCUUCUUUUGGACGAAGAAACGGCAAGAUCGUCUAAAUGUUGAGGUCUUUCUAAGGAACUACGGGCCACUUCAAGUUAAAAGAUACAGCUAUUCGGAUGUCAAGAAAAUGGCCAACUCCUUCAAGAAAAAGUUGGGACAAGGGGGUUAUGGUGGUGUAUACAAAGGAGAGUUAAAAGAUGGCCGUCUUGUAGCAGUGAAGGUCUUGAACAGAUCAAAAGGUGAUGGAGAAGAAUUUAUGAACGAGGUCGCAGCCAUUAGUAGAACUUCCCAUGUCAAUAUUGUCAGCUUGUUGGGAUUUUGUUUUGAGGGUUCAAAAAGAGCUCUCAUCUAUGAAUUCAUGCCUAAUGGAUCUCUUGAGAAGUUCAUAUUUGAUGCAGAUAACCCCCAAAAAGAUCAUCACUUGGGAUGGGAAGCAUUAGAUAGAAUUUCAAUUGGCAUUGCUCGAGGACUGGAGUAUCUACAUCGUGGCUGCAACACAAGAAUUUUGCAUUUCGACAUUAAGCCUCACAACGUUCUUCUUGACGAGAACUUCUCACCGAAAAUCUCUGAUUUUGGCCUUGCCAAAAUAUGUGACAGGAAGGAGAGUAUUGUAUCGAUGUUGGGUGCAAGAGGUACUGCUGGAUACAUUGCUCCAGAGGUGUUCUGUAGAAACUUUGGAGGGGUCUCCCACAAAUCCGAUGUGUAUAGUUAUGGAAUGAUGCUUUCGGAGAUGGUUGGAGGAAGAAGGAACAUCAAUGUUCAAGCUGAUAAUAGUAGUGAGAUAUACUUUCCACACUGGAUUUACAAGCGUCUUGAAUUGGAUCAAGAACUUGGCCUACAGAGCAUCGUGAAUGAGGAAGACAAACUAAGAGCAAAGAAGAUGAUAAUCGUGAGUUUGUGGUGCAUACAAACUGACCCUUCAAACAGGCCAGCCAUGAAAGAAGUCAUAGAAAUGUUGGAAGGGAAUGUGGAGUCCUUGCAAAUGCCACCUAAGCCUUACUUAUCUUCUCCUCCUAAAUCCCCUGCGGUGACAGAUUCUUCUACUACAUUGGUUUCAAUACAAUAGUACGUACUCUGCAUUUAUAUUUUGACUGAAGGCAUCAAUCUGUAUAAUGAUUCAAUGAACAAUAUUUCAAUGAACUAUCUGCGAGUGUUUUCAUCAGGUGACAAUACUGUCUCAUUAUCUAGGCACUUAUUUUCUAUUGUAACAACUGUUGAAGGAAAAUCAAGUUUAGUGUGCCUUAUCAAACUAGGAAUAGGAAUAGGAGAGAAGGUUCUAGAUUUCCCAAUCCUACACGGAUUGGUAUUCCU
Messenger RNA from Rosa chinensis, 2157 nucleotides. RefSeq names its product rust resistance kinase Lr10. Gene Ontology annotation, molecular function: ATP binding; protein kinase activity. Lineage: Eukaryota; Viridiplantae; Streptophyta; Magnoliopsida; Rosales; Rosaceae. Gene Ontology annotation, biological process: protein phosphorylation. The transcript has 3 exons. The record is from RefSeq and is a predicted model, not a curated record. Bases 92 to 1912 code for a protein of 606 amino acids.